AUGGCGACUCACGCCGUUGCUGCUGCCAAGCAGGUGUUCAGGGAAUUGCAUGGCGUGGUUGUAUCGGCCGGCCUUCAGUCCAAGACGGUCAAGGUGCGCGUCGGUGGGCGAAAGUGGCACGCCGAUAUCAAGAAGCACUUCAACAAACCCCAGCAGUAUCUUGUCCACGACCCCAACGACUCCCUGCGCACUGGUGAUGUCGUAGCCAUUACCCCCGGCUGGCGCACUUCGAAACACAAGCGCCACGUUGUCAAGCACAUUAUCGCGCCCGCACAAGUCCCCAUUAACGAGCGUCCGCCUGUCCCGACCGAGGAGGAGCGCUGGGCCGCUGCUGUCGAGGCGCGAGAGGCCAAGGUGGAGCGGAGAACAGCGCGGCAGGCCGAGGAGAAUGCCCAGGCCCUGCAUGAAAGGACACAGAGAAAGGCGCGGAGCCGGGAAAUUGCCGAGCAGAAAGCCCAGCGACACCAAAUACAACAGCAAGAGGCUGCGGCAAAGACAUCUUCGGAUGAUGUUGACUGA
Molecule: messenger RNA, 519 nt
Organism: Thyridium curvatum
Lineage: Eukaryota; Fungi; Ascomycota; Sordariomycetes; Thyridiales; Thyridiaceae
Exons: 2
Coding region: 1-519 (172 amino acids)
Biological process (GO): translation
Cellular component (GO): mitochondrion; ribosome
Molecular function (GO): structural constituent of ribosome
Source: RefSeq, a predicted model, not a curated record